Molecule: messenger RNA, 1870 nt
Organism: Scatophagus argus
Lineage: Eukaryota; Metazoa; Chordata; Actinopteri; Scatophagidae
Gene: ppp6c
Product: protein phosphatase 6, catalytic subunit
Exons: 7
Coding region: 104-1021 (305 amino acids)
Biological process (GO): peptidyl-serine dephosphorylation; G1/S transition of mitotic cell cycle
Cellular component (GO): cytoplasm
Molecular function (GO): protein serine/threonine phosphatase activity
Source: RefSeq, a predicted model, not a curated record
GAAGAGGAAGCAGACGAAGAAGAGGAAGAAGACGGCGAAGAAGAAGAAGAAUUUGCUAGCUGGUUAACUGCUUUAGCACUCCCCUGAUUUUAGCGUUUUGAUAAUGGCGCCUUUAGACCUCGAUAAGUACGUUGAAAUAGCAAGACACUGCAAAUACCUGCCGGAAAAUGACCUAAAGAGAUUAUGUGAUUAUGUUUGUGAUUUACUACUGGAAGAAUCAAAUGUUCAGCCAGUCUCUACUCCAGUUACUGUUUGUGGAGAUAUUCAUGGUCAGUUUUAUGAUCUUUGUGAGCUCUUCAGAACUGGAGGCCAAGUUCCAGACACAAAUUACAUUUUCAUGGGAGAUUUUGUAGACAGAGGAUAUUAUAGCUUGGAGACAUUCACACACCUGCUAGCUUUAAAAGCAAAGUGGCCGGAUCGUAUCACACUUCUACGUGGAAACCAUGAAAGCAGACAAAUAACACAAGUGUACGGCUUUUAUGAUGAGUGCCAAACAAAAUAUGGAAAUGCAAAUGCCUGGCGGUAUUGCACAAAAGUGUUUGACAUGCUGACUGUGGCAGCUUUGAUAGAUGAGCAGGUCCUGUGUGUCCAUGGUGGUCUUUCACCCGACAUAAAGACUUUGGACCAGAUCCGCACCAUUGAGCGAAACCAGGAGAUUCCUCACAAGGGGGCCUUCUGUGAUCUUGUGUGGUCAGAUCCAGAGGAUGUGGAUACCUGGGCUAUCAGUCCACGAGGUGCAGGCUGGCUGUUCGGCUCCAAGGUUACAAAUGAGUUUGUUCACAUAAACAACUUGAAGCUCAUCUGCCGUGCACAUCAGCUGGUUCAUGAAGGCUACAAGUUCAUGUUUGACGAGAAGCUAGUGACCGUGUGGUCAGCGCCCAACUACUGCUACCGCUGUGGAAACAUUGCAUCCAUCAUGGUCUUCAAGGACGUCAACAGACGAGAGCCCAAGCUGUUCCGUGCCGUCCCUGACUCAGAGCGUGUCAUACCUCCCCGCACAACCACCCCUUACUUCCUCUGAUGACAAACGCCAGUUCUGCCUCCUCCUGUGGAGAUUCCAACCCAAAUGUAUUUAUACGCAAAAUAUUCUAAGAAAUUUGUGGGAGUAAUAUCCCUUUCAGGUCUACAGCAUCUUGAGAAACAAAGAGUUUCCCAGAGCUGCAGCCUCUUUGCACCACACUCACUGUUCUGUCAUAAAGGAAAAAACAUCCUCUUCUAUCCCCAGUGAAAAACAGAUCUUUUCCUCAUAUAUUAUCGGUAAAAAUGUUAAAUGGUUUAAUUUUGAUCUUGUGUAUCCCACUGAAGCAAAUAUAAACUAAAUAUAAAGUUUAAACUGAGUGGUAGCUGCCAAUAAUACACACUCAAAUAAGGUGAUAUAUAUUUUUCUUUAAUUAUAACAACAUUAUGAUCUCAUGGUUGCCUUUAGAGAGACUGGUUUCCUCUUCACAUCUCUGGAACUGGGAAAUAAACUGUUGUCAUAGUUGCUCUUGUUGAAACACCUCAGACCCAUUGUACAGCUGCUGAGCCCAUCCUCAUUUCUAGACCUUUUUAAUUUAUUGUUUUUAAAAAGUGACCUGUGUUACUACAGACACUAUGUUUUCUUAGGGCAAACAUUCAGAAGUGUUCAUCUUAAACUGCUCUUUACUUUUUACUUUGUUUUUUUUCAUCACUGUGACUAUUUGACUAAUUUGAUAGUGUGAAGGACUUGCUGCAGAAGAGGCUUUUAUAAGCAAAAGCAAUAUCAUUUAAACUAAAAAUAAAUGUGCAUUUUCUUGAGUAGCUCAAUAGUUGUAUUUGUAGCAGAGAACUGUUUAAGGCAUUUUUCCCAUGUUUAGUAAUGUCAAUAAAACAUAGUUACUUAAACCACAAA